Messenger RNA from Hordeum vulgare subsp. vulgare (domesticated barley), 1077 nucleotides. RefSeq names its product universal stress protein PHOS34-like. Lineage: Eukaryota; Viridiplantae; Streptophyta; Magnoliopsida; Poales; Poaceae. The transcript has 3 exons. The record is from RefSeq and is a predicted model, not a curated record. The coding region runs from base 49 to 867 and encodes 272 amino acids.
AUCACAUUCACAUACUAGUACGUAUCCAACCCACAAAAAAGAGACGAGAUGUUGGUGAGUUGGGGGACGCGCUGGCGCACCGGAACCAUAGGAGCGGCAGGUGUCGCCAGCUCGCCUGGAUGCCGCUGGCGUGGACAUGGCUGGCACGCGCAACGAAGACAAGUCGAAACCCGACGUGUCUAUCUCUUCUGGUGCCGCCGCCCAACACAGCCACACGCCGCUUUUAUAGGAGCCAGUGGUCGACGUGCUCGCUCGAGGCUGUGUCACAGUGUCAGUGCCGGUCUUACCGCGAGUGAAGUCUUCGUCAUGGAGGAGAUGAGCGCCGAGGCCGCGGCCAUGGCGAGCGGCAUGCUGCCUGGCGCCGGAGCUGGAGGCGCGGAGGGCACGACGAUGAAGGUGGUGGUGGCGGUGGACGCGAGCGAGGAGAGCCUGCACGGGCUGUCGUGGGCGCUCGACAACGUCGUCCGGCACCACCCCGGCGCGUCCGUCGUCGUCGUCCACGCCCAGCACCGCGCCGACCACUUCGCCUACCCCGUCGCCGGGCACGGCCUACAGUACGUCCCGCCCACGGCGGUGGACUCCGUGAGGAGGACGCACGAGGACAACUCCCGGCGAGUCGUGUCCGUCGCGCUGGACGUCUGCAGGCAGAAGCAGGCGAGCGCCACUGCGGUGGUGGUGGAGGGCGACGCCAAGGAGGCCAUCUGCCGCGCCGUGGAGGACAUGCACGCCGACCUCCUCGUCCUCGGCAGCCGCGGUCUGGGCAAGAUCAAAAGGGCGUUUCUGGGCAGCGUGAGCGACUACCUCGUCCAUCACGCCUCCUGCCCGGUUCUCAUCGUGAAGCCGCCCAACAAAGCGCACCACAAGUGAAGCUCCGUCUCUGCUACUGUCGUCUGGUAGUUUGUAUGGACUUCUUGUCUGAAUGUCUCAAGUGCUUCGUGCUUCCAAUUAAGAUGGGAUCGAGCUCAUGUGCAGUACUCAUCUUUUUCUCCUUUUUUUGAGAAUCAUGUGCAGUACUCUAUGUAGGGAAUAAACUGCUGUAUGGCGCCAAGCACUUGUUGAAAAGUUUAAUAUUGCUCA